CGGAGGAGAGGUAGCACACAGGUCGCGUUUAGCCGCAAAAGAACACCACGUACGCUCGUCUCGUCUGCCUCUUUUCUCUUUUCUUUUUUUUGCGUGUGCGUGGAUAGUUGACGUCUCGUUGUUGUUGCGAGAAGCGAGAAGACGCCGAGCAUCCUGCACCCCGCCUGCAGCGAUGGGAGAAGCUGAGACGCGGCAGAAAUUGCUGCGCAAUGUGAAGAAAGAGGUGAAACAGAUCAUGGAGGAGGCGGUGACCAGGAAGUUCGUGCACGCCGACAGCAGCCACAUCAUCUCCUUCUGUGCCGUGGUGGAGGCCUGCGUGCUGCAUGGACUCAAGCGGCGCAUCGCGGGGCUGCUGUGCAGUAACAAGGUCGCGGCGCUCUUCAUGAAGGUGGCAAAGAGCUGCUCGCCCGCUGAGCAACUUUGUCACAAGGUCCAAGAGCUGGAGCGCCUCAUAGAAAACAGCAAACAGAACAACUCUUCGCAGAGCAACGAGCGCAGUCGGCAGUCCAAGUUGAACAACCUCCCCCCUCAAGCGCUCAAACACUUGUGGAUACGAACUGCUCUGCUGGAGAAGCUGCUGGACAAGAUCGUCUUGUAUUUAGUGGAGAACUGCAGUACGUUCUAUGAGAAAGAAGCCAUGCUGAUGGACCCUGUGGACGGGCCCAUUCUUGCGUCCCUAUUGGUUGGUCCCUGUGCUUUGGAGUACACCAAAGUCAAGACAGCAGACCACUUCUGGACCGACCCGUCUGCUGACGAACUGGUCCAGAGGCACCGCAUCCACAGCGGCCACUGUCGACAAGACUCUCCCUCAAGAAGACCAGCCCUGAUCCAGAAGAGACAGUCCAGUGGCAGCAUGGACGAUCGCCCUCUGGUGUGGGCGAGGGAGUAUGUGGAAUCUCUCCACCAGAACUCCAGAGCCACUUUGCUGUUCGGCAAGAACAAUGUUCUGGUGCAGCCGAGGGACGACAUGGAGGCCAUCCCGGGCUACUUGUCUCUGCACCAAACCGCAGAUCUGAUGACACUUAAAUGGACACCAAAUCAGCUGAUGAACGGCAAUGUCGGGGAGUUGGAUUCUGAGAGGAGUGUCUACUGGGACUACGCCAUGACAAUUCGCUUGGAGGAGAUUGUGUAUCUACACUGUCAUCAGCAAGUAAACAGCGGCGGAACAGUGGUUUUGGUGAGCCAGGACGGUAUCCAGAGACCCCCUUUACACUUCCCUAAGGGGGGCCACCUGCUACAAUUUCUCACCUGCCUGGAGACAGGCCUGCUACCUCACGGCCAGUUGGACCCGCCGCUCUGGAAUCAGAGAGGGAAGGGAAAGGUUUUCCCCAAACUGCGUAGGAGGAGCCCACAUGGGUCAUGUGACUCGGUGUCUGAUAAAGAGGAUGAGGAAGCCACCGAUUAUGUGUUCCGGAUCCUCUUUCCUGGGCAUCAAAUGGAGUUCAUGGCUUUAGAGCUGUUGGACCAGGGUAUGACCAUGUGGCAACCAACCGCCAGGAAGUCAUCCUGCUCCUCCUGCUCACAGAAUGGAUCAUCUGACGGCUCUCUGCCUAAUGGCUGCAAUCAAGAACGGGCUCCUCUAAAGCUUCUUUGCGACACCAUGAAGUACCAGAUCAUCUCACGGGCUUUCUACGGAUGGCUGGCGUACUGCCGCCAUCUGUCCACAGUUCGCACCCACCUCUCGGCUCUGGUCAACACCACUAUCGUCGUCCCCGAUGUGCCUUCGGAUGCCCAAGGAGGCCUCUCUGCGGACGUCUGGGCCAAGUUCCUCCACGACAGCUCUGCCUACGAGGAACAUGAGAUACACAGGCUUGUGUAUUUUGGCGGUGUGGCACCUUCACUACGCAAAGAGGUGUGGCCCUUCCUGUUGGGACACUACAAGUUUACAAUGAGUGAAAAGUGCAGGAUGGAGACUGACCAGCAGAUGCGCGCCUUGUACGAGCAGAACAUGAAGGAGUGGCAAGGUUGUGAGGACAUCGUGCUCCAAAGGGAGCGAGAGAAACACGCCGAGGCCCUCGCUAGAUGUUCGUCAGGCGCCAGCGUCGAGAGGAGGCCUGUCGAGCGAGACUCCACCAUCAGCACAGAUUCGUCGCUCAGCAGUAACUCAGAUCAGCAAAAUGUGCAGUCACAGAGCGACUCCAGCAGUAGUGCACUGGUGUUUGUAUCGGUCGAUGCCGGCGAUCCAAUGGAGACGAGACCGGAAGAAAGUCAAAAGCAGCACAACAGUCCAAUUAAGGACAUCCCUGCUGGUCCUGUUAGCUCCAGCAACCGAUCCGACCCUACAGGCUCAACGGAGCCAGUGAUUGAAUCUUCUCAGCAGUCGAUGGACACAUCAGAAGUCUUCAACGUACAAUCUGUGGAUGAAUCACCGCCAGACAGCGAAAAUAUUCUAGACUCAAGAGCAAAGGACGGCUUCUUAGGGAGUGAAAGGAUGGAGACUGAAAGUGACGGGGGUGAGGAUUCUGGAAACACAAAGAACCUAGAGUGCUCUGACGCUGAGAAGUCCAAAAAUGCUAAUGAGAAAUCUGGUGUGGUAAAAAGUAUAAAUACAAACAAGGAUGUAAGAUCUCCCCCAGGGAACACCAAUAUUAUCAAGCUGGAAACUGAGAUUCAGAACAAAUAUUUCCAAGCACCUCCGAUGGGUCAGGCUUUACAUUUUCAAGCACAAAAUACAAAAGAUCAGGACAGUAAGUCAGUUUCUCUGCUAACACCAGACGAAAUUCCACAAAUUGGGGCUGAACCAGAGUGUUUAGAAAAAGGAGAUUCAAAAGCAAUUUCAGUUGAGGCAAUGGAUUCUGUGUGUGAAGCCAGAAAAGUGUCAGACAUCCCAUUUGAGAAAGGCUCAAACUCACCUGUAAGGCAAGUCCUCAAUGCUCUCCAGUUGGCAUCCCGCGGGAGCCUUUCGCUGUCCUCUCACACCCGGCCGUCCCCGGACUCGGAUGAUUCCCCCUCCGCCUUAGAGAUGGAGGACAUCCCUGCCGGGGUGACAUGUUUGAACCUGGAGGGAAUUAGCAUUAGGCCUUUGACUGCCCUUGCCGCCCCUCCGGCCUCGUUGGCUCGGAGAGGGAAGACAGCACCUGAGGACCUCGUCUUAGAUCACCAUCUGGACACAGCUUGCAACACCAGUCCUGAGGGCACGGACCUGGGACUUUCCGAAGAUGAGCCUGACACCGAAAAUGUGUUUACAGCACCUGAACCUGUAGAGACCGCAGGAGAGUCUAAAUGUGACAAAUCCUUGGUGCACAAAACCUACUCUCAAGAAAUACUGGACAUGUAUCUGAUCAACUUGCAUCGCAUCGACAAAGAUGUCCGACGGUGUGACAGAACCUAUUGGUACUUCACUCCCGAAAACCUGGACAAGCUGAGGAACAUCAUGUGCAGCUACGUGUGGCAACAUCUGGACACAGGUUACGUCCAGGGCAUGUGCGAUAUACUGGCUCCCCUUCUGGUUAUUCUGGACAACGAGGUGAUGGCGUUCAGCUGCUUCACUGAACUGAUGAAAAGAAUGAACCUGAAUUUUCCUCAUGGGGGCGCCAUGGACUCACAUUUUGCCAGCAUGCGUUCUCUUAUCCAGAUCCUGGACUCUGAACUGUUUGAACUGAUGCAACAAAACGGCGACUACACUCACUUCUACUUCUGCUACCGCUGGUUCCUACUGGACUUUAAAAGAGAAAUGGUCUAUGACGAUGUGUUCUCCGUUUGGGAAACCAUCUGGGCGGCGGCGUACACAACCUCUGAGCAUUUUGUGCUUUUCAUCGCAUUGGCGCUGGUGGAGAUGUACAGGGAUAUCAUCCUGGAAAACAACAUGGACUUCACGGACAUCAUCAAGUUCUUCAAUGAAAUGGCAGAUCAUCACGACGUCCCGCAGGUCCUGAUGAUGGCCCGAGACUUAGUCCACAAAGUGCAAACACUUAUAGAAAACAAGUGAUCAGCGUACUCGCCUGUUUAGGUUGUUUUAAAGAUAAUGACACACACAAAAAGCUAAUGAAACAAUGAUCAACAUAUACAGUUGCAAGAAAAACUAUGUGAACCCUUUGGGAUCACUUGGAUUUCUGCAUAAAUUGGACAUUAAAUGUGUUUUGACCUUUAUCUAAGUCACAAUAGACAAACACAGUCUGCUUAAACUAAUACUGCACACACACAAAAAAAUCUUAAUUUUUUUUUAUUGAACAGAACAUGUGAACACUUACAGUGCAGGGUGGGAAAGUAUGUGAACCUUUGGAUUUAAUAACUGGUUGACCCUCCUUUGACAACAAGAACCUCAACCAAACGUUCACCGUAAUUGCAGAUCAGACUUGUACGACGGUCUGGAGGACUUUUUGACCAUUCCUCUUUACAAAAGUGUUUCAGUGCAGCAAUAUUCUUUUGAUGUCUCGUGUGAAAUGCUCUCUUGAGGUCAUGCCACAGCACCUCAAUCAGGCUGAGGUCAGGAAUCUGAGUGGGCCACUCCUGGAGUUCUGUUGAUUUACUUUAACGCUUUGGGUCAUUGUCCUGUAGCAUCGCCCAUCCUCUUUUGGGCUUCAGUUGGCAGACAGGUGCUUUUAAGUUUUUCUAUAUGUUUUGAUUCAAUUGGGAAUUCAUUUUUCCGUCGAUGACAGCAAUCCGUCCAGACCCUGAGACAGCAAAGCAGCCCCAAACCAUGAUGCCUCCUCCACCAUAUUUCACUGUUGGGAGGUUUUGAUGUUGGUGUACUGUGCCUUUUUUUCUCCACUCGUAGCGUUGUGUUCCUCCCAAACAACUCAAUAUUGGUUUCAUUUGUCCACAGAAUAUUUUAACAGUAGUGCUGUGGAACAUCUAGUUGCUCUUUUGCAAACUUCAAACGUGUAGCAAUAUUUUGACAGCGGCGGCUUCCUCCGUAGUGUCCCCCCAUGAACUCCACUCCUGUUCAAUGUUUUCCUUAUUGUUGGUUGGUCAACAAAAAUGUUAGCAUGUGCCAGAGAUUUUUGUAGGUCCUUAGUUGACACUCUUUGAAUUAUUUUUCCCUUCAUUGAGCAUUCUGCGCCAUGCUCUUGCGGUCGUCUUUACAGUAUGACCACACCGAGAGAGAGUAGUAACACUGCUGAACUUUCUCCAUACAUCUUCAUGUAAGUCAAUGAUUCUUGAUCAUAGUUUUUUAGAGAGCGCUUUUGUGCUUUGAUUGAUUGAUUGACUGAGACUUUUAUUAGUAGGUUGCACAGUGAAGUACAUAUUCCGUACAAUUGACCACUAAAUGGUAACACCCGAAUAAGUUUUUCAACUUGUUUAAGUCGGGGUUCACUUAAAUUGAUUCAUGAUACAGAUAUAUACCAUCAUCAUAAUACAGUCAUCACACAAGAUAAUCACAUUGAAUUAUUUACAUUAUUUGUGGAGGGGGGCGGGGGUAGGUUUGGUUGUUAUCAUCAGUCAACAAUUGAGAACAGAGAAAUUGCUAAGCAACUGUUCACAUCAGGCAAUAUACUUUGUAAGAACAGCGAACUCAAAACUGGUGUGUUUUUAUAGGGCAGGGCAGCUUUAACUAACACCUGUAAUCUCAUCACAUUGGUUGGACUCCAGGUUGGUUGACUUCUGGCUCCAAUUGACUCUUGGAGAAGUAAUAAGCUUAGGGGUUCAUACUUUUUCCAUACCUAGAGUGAAUGUUUACACAUUGUGUUGAAAAAAAACAAACAGGAAAACAUAACAUUUUAAGUGCAGUAUAAGUUUAAGAAGAUUGUUGUGACCUAAAUGAAGAUCGCAACUAAUUUUAUGCCCAAAUUGUGCAGAAAUCCAAGUAAUCCCGAUGCGUUCACAUACUUUUUCUUGCAACUGUAACUAAAAUGCAGUAACACGAGUGCAGCGGUUUUAAGUGGUUGCUCCUUUCUAAUUGGUGGGAUGCAAUUGAAGGGCGAGUAAAUGUAUUUUCCAAGCGCUGUUCACCUCGUGAAUGUACUUUCAUUGAAACUGCUUCAAGAUGUUAUUUUGCCUUAAAUAUUUUUUCAGGGAUACGGCAAAUGUCAGAUCAUUUAAUCACACCGCUACAUUCAAUUGUUAGGAUUCAAAUUGGGUGCUGCUAAUGACCAAGACAAUUGAUUAGUGUUGGGGUGUGUCCAAGUGGCUUGUGUAAUUCCUGGUGUGUUAGUCAAUAACCAUUAGGCUUGAUGCCUCCUAAGCCAUCUCAUUUCUGUCCCAAUCCUUUACAUCUUAACAAAACCGUGUUGAACAUUUUUUCUGUGCAGUUGCAUUUUGGUGCUCGCCGACUCACUUUAGUGUGCUCAAACAAAGCAAAUUACUAGAUUUAUCACCAAACACAAAUCUGUGAACUCUGGGAUUUUUGUGUGAUGACUAAGACAAUGUGAUCUUGCUUUUUGAGGUCAAUUUUUGGGAUUUUUAAAAAAGUUCAGUGAUAUAUUAAGUUGGGUCUGUGAGUGUUGUCAUGUCAGGCUUUUAACCAAAUAGAUGUAUACUAUAAAUGGUAAGGUUCAGGCAUCCAGAAGGGGUAAAUUAGAUCCAUGGGUAACACCAAAACCAUUUUAAAAUUUGCCAGUCAGUUACAACCCCUCAGUGUUUCAUUAUCACUGCUUUAAGUGUUCCCAGACGUUCCUCUGAAACAGGCCAGUGUUGUUUGUGAAUUGUCGUGCUGCUCUUUGUCAGAAGAUUAACUGUAUACAAUGUGAGAUCCAUUGUAAAAACAAAGCUAGCACAUAUGAAAUGCAAUACAAUGUCUAUAAAUGGGAUUAAUCUGAUUAUAAUGAAGAGAGAGUUACUAAACAUAUUUAAUUGGAGACAUUUAUUUUUUUCCUGUCUUCUCAAAAAUGUAAGCGGUUAGAAUUAAUUUAUUGUGAAUUAAAAUAUUCUAUUUUGCA
This is a messenger RNA of Nerophis lumbriciformis (worm pipefish), 6818 nucleotides long. It is a transcript of the gene sgsm1b, whose product is annotated as small G protein signaling modulator 1b. The record is from RefSeq and is a predicted model, not a curated record. NCBI's taxonomy places the organism in Eukaryota, Metazoa, Chordata, Actinopteri, Syngnathiformes, Syngnathidae. Gene Ontology annotation, biological process: activation of GTPase activity. Gene Ontology annotation, molecular function: GTPase activator activity.